This is a messenger RNA of Ricinus communis (castor bean), 2984 nucleotides long. Its product is annotated as golgin subfamily A member 6-like protein 22. Lineage: Eukaryota; Viridiplantae; Streptophyta; Magnoliopsida; Malpighiales; Euphorbiaceae. The record is from RefSeq and is a predicted model, not a curated record. The transcript has 5 exons. Bases 532 to 2826 code for a protein of 764 amino acids.
GAACUUCAAUUUAACCCAAUUCAGUCUUCUCUCUUCCUUUUAAUAUUUGCAUACAAUACAAACCACAAGACAAAACAGACACUUCAACUGAACACAAAAUCUUUCCCUAAUUCCAAUUCACAUAACGGUCUCGAGAAUCCCAAGGCUCUAAGCAAUCUCAACCCAAAUAAUAAAACAUAUAAUUUUAAAUAAAUAAAUUCAGUUUGCUGAUAUGUUCUUUUCUCGCCUCAGUUCUUGCCUAACAAUUAUCCCUCUCCCCACUCUGUUUAAUCUCUCCCAAUUUAGGUCAGAUUUCAACUUCUCUGAAUCAGAGUACCAUGCACAAGACUCUGAUUUUGACAUUUUCUCUUAUUUUUUUCUUAUUCCUGCAGGUGAAAAGUCGAUUCUUUAUUUUGAUAUUUUCAAACUAGAUAUCAAGGGUUUAUAUGACUGCUCUGUUUUUGCUUCAACUUUGGAAAAGAAAGAUUUAUGGGUUAAAUUCAUGGCUACCCGAAUCAAUUUUUGCUCAAUACUCAUUUCAUAUUAUUGAUCAUGGGUUCUGUUAAUGUGUUUCUCCGUAAGAAAUUGGUUUUUUGUGUUGAUUCUUUCUGGGUCUCUGUUUCUACCCUGUUUCUCGCUCUGUUUCAUUUCCUCAGUGGAGCUAUAUGCAGAGUUAAAGACGAUGACUUUUCUCAAAGAAACGACUUGAGUUGUACAGAGCAAGAAGCUAAUGUUACUGAAUUUGAGGAUACAAAAGAAAAUGAUGUUCUGGCGAAAGAAGAAGAAGAAGAGGAAGAAGAAACACCGCAAUUCUUUUUCAAAUUUCAGUAUCAGACAUAUGGUGAGAAUCAUAAGCCAUUUGUUUCAAAUUCUGUAUCCACUGCAACCACAAAUAAGUAUGCAGUCUUGUCUAGUAAAGGUUCUAGUCUCUACUUGGAGAAGCCAGAGGUUUAUAGCCUUACAGUGAAAGAAUUAUAUGCUGAUUCUGUUGCCAAUAAUAAAGAGGUUAUCGAUGAUAGAAUUUUACCUGAGGAAAAAGCAGAAACAGAAUUUAUUUAUGAGGAGAGUAAAGAAGAGGUGACAGAGAAGCUUGAGGCUGAAACAAGCGUUGAAGGGUCUAAUUUGGGAAAUGGAAUGGCAAUUAAUGAGGAGAAGAACAAUGCAUGGAGUGAUCAUCAAGUUUCAAGAGAUGAUGAUAAGUUUCUAUCAGAGAAGGACUUUGUUGCUCCUUAUGAUACUGAUUCUGAUUCUGAUUCCAUCACUUCAAGCCAUGAGGUUAUAAAUCGUUUUGUCCCUUCAAUAAGGGAAGGCUUCUUGUCGGAUAAGAAUUUUGAAGAUGCCUUUGAAUUUGUUACACUGAAAGGUACGGAAAGAGAGUUAGCAGAAGAACUAACUGAGGAAGAAGAGAUGGAGCUGGAUGAUAUAUAUAAUUUGCAGAAUUGUAGUUCUGGGUAUGACCCUGAUGAUUUUGAUGAGGAAGACAGUGAUAUAUUAGAAGAGCUUAAGAAUCUAGAAGAUUCCAAUAUGCAGAAUUCAGAUGAAAAAGAUGUUCAAGGUAACGACAACUUAGAACAGGAAGAAGCAAAUCGCAAUGAUAAGGAAACUAAGGAGUGUUUGGAUGAUUCUGAGAAGUCUGGUUCGCAGGAUUCAUCAGCAUGGGACGCUGAGGAUUCAAAUGGAUUAGAAAGUUUGUGGGAACAUCAAGAGUUGAUAGAACAGCUCAAAAUGGAGCUGAAAAAGGUCAGAGCUACUGGUCUGCCAACGAUCUUAGAAGAAGAUGAGUCUCCGAAAAUAAUGGAAGACUUGAAGCCAUGGAAGAUUGAUGAGAAGUUCCAGCGUGAAGACAGAAUGGGCGAGCUUCACAAGUUCUACAAGAGUUACAGAGAACGAAUGCGGAAAUUCGAUAUCUUGAAUUACCAGAAGAUGUAUGCAUUGGGCUUUCUUCAAUCGAAGGAUCCACUUAAAUCUCUUUCGAGCAAUAAAGUCUCAACUCCAGCAUUGACAUCCCUUCUUUCACAGAAAUUCCUGCUAGGCAAGCGCAAAAAAUCCAGUUCUGAUCCAAUGAUGAGCUUUAUUAAAGAAUUACAUAGCGAUUUGGAAAUGAUUUAUGUUGGUCAGAUGUGCCUUUCAUGGGAAAUCCUUCAUUGGCAAUAUGAGAAGGCGCUAGAGAUAUGGGAUUCUGACCCUUAUGGGAUUCGUUGUUACAAUGAAGUUGCUGGCGAAUUUCAGCAGUUUCAGGUUCUUAUGCAGAGAUUUAUAGAAAAUGAACCUUUCGAAGGUCCAAGAGUACAAAAUUAUGUAAAAAACCGUUGCGUUCUGCGUAGUCUCCUUCAGGUUCCUGUCAUAAGAGAAGACAGCAUAAAAGAUAAACGGGCAAGAAGAAUUGCUGCAAAGGAUGAUGACAAUGCAAUUACAAGUGAUAAACUAGUAGAAAUAAUGGAAGAAUCAAUACGAAUUUUCUGGCGAUUUGUUCGAGCUGAUAAAGAUGCACACACUGUGAUUCAGAAGAGUCGAAGAGGAACUCAGAUUGAACCUCAAGACCCUACUGAAUUAGAGCUUUUGACAGAAGUGCGAACAAGUCUGCAAAAGAAGGAGAAGAAGCUCAAGGAAAAGCUGAGGAGUGGAAAUUGUAUAUUAAAGAAAUUCCAAAAGAAUCAAGAAGAAAGUAGUUCAGAUCAAGUGCUUUAUUUCUUCUCUCAGGUUGAUAUGAAGUUAGUGUCAAGGGUCCUGAAUAUGUCCAAGAUAACGACAGAUCAGCUGAUAUGGUGUAGCAACAAAUUGGACAAGAUCAAUUUUGUUAGCAGGAAGAUACAUGUAGAACCAUCUUUUUUGCUCUUCCCCUGUUGAUGAUAGGCAUGUAGCUCUCUUGUAAUGUCGCACUAAAUCGUCUUCCAUACCUUAAAUUCUUGUUAUACAGAGGGAAUUUUGAUAGAAUUUUUAGAAAAUUAUUACAGUUGUAGACUAAUCCUUUGCAAGAAGAAGAGGCAGAUUGAUGCUGAAUAUUA